UGUAGAUGGCAGCAGCAUCGCCCAGGUGACCAUUAAGACCAAGUAUACAAAACAAAUAUAGUGUUUUCUCCUCGCCAGAGCUCCACACAGAGUUCCUACGCCGAUGGAGAACACUCAGAGAACGUGCCCGGGCUAUUGAACGUAGCAACAACGGCCACAGAUGAACGAGAUAAGAGAAAACACGAUGGUAAGAGGAAACACUUGGGACUACUGAAAGGAUUUUGCCAAGGCAGCGUGUGCGUCCAAAGGAGGGGAUCUGGCGUGAUGGGGGGUGUGCUGUCUACCUUUUUUCAGUCUGGCAGCGCACUCCUUGCUUCCGGUAACCAUCGCACCGUCUCCGAGACCACCAAGAAAAACAUCCGCAUCGUAUUCGACGCCUUGCGGGCCAAUCCUAGGGUGACUGUUCAGCGGUUGGAGGGGCUGCUCUCGGCGAUUCCUAAGAACGAGAACCUACUCUUCGUCCAUAAUGAGGAAGGGUACAACCUAAUGCAGAAGGUCGUUGGUAUAAACAAUGUUGAGAUGGUCCGCUGGUGCCUGACGCGGAACUUGGACGUUAACCGCGGCGUGUGUUCCCUGCCGCUACACAUCGCUUGUCUGAGGGGAUACGAGGAUUGCGUCGAGGUCCUGCUCAAACACGGAGCCCGGAUCGAGAUGGAGGCUAGAAUGUGCUGGCCUGGCCCCCAUAACCAGAAUUGCGAACAGCGCGGGAAAUACUGUGUGCCCGACGUCGCAAUGGGGGAUAGAUCGAGCGACAAGCUGCAGAACGCUAUUUAUUAUGCUAUUGAUGGCGACCAGGUGGAUAUUCUAGAGCUAUUAACACAACAAGGGGAGGACCACUGGUUACCCUGGCAGCAGAAACGACCCUUGUUACACAUAGCUUGCGAACGAGGCGCUUGGAACUGCGUCAAGUAUUUGGUGCUUGAGAGGUCCGACGAGAUCAACCAAUGCUACGACGAGUACUACCCCAUACACCAGGCUGCCCUCCACGACCUCAAAUUCCUCGACCUCUUGAUCCAGUGCGGGGCGGAGACUACGGUACGGACCUACACUCAGCAGAUGACCGUUCUCCACGUGGUGUUUCUCCUGGGGAAGAAGACGGCGGAGGACACCCUGGAAACGGUCAAGUUGUUGCUCCAGCAUGGCCUCAAGGAGCACAUCAAUACAGCUGACUCUCUGGGGAAUACGCCUCUACAUGCUCUGAUUGUGAGAUACGCCCUGGAAGAAGCUCGUUACGGGUAUGAUCACGAUCCUCCUCCCUGGAACAAAUGGGACAUGCUCCUCAUCGUGCGGUACCUACUACAGAACGGAGCAUCGCCGAGCAUAAACCAGCAGGGUAACUCGGCCCUCGCCUGCGUCCUGCGUCACGUGAGGGACUGGGAAUUCCGUUACGAGCUCCUGGAUAUGUUGCUUCACUACGGCGGUAAUCCGAACCUCGUCGGAAGGGACGGUUCGGUGUCCUUGAUGGUGUGCCUCGUUCCUCUCAUCAACAAGGACCCGUUACAUCACUUUACCCACACGAUGAAGGUCUUCUACUUGAACUGCGUCAGAAUAUUAUGUAAGCACGGCGCCAAUCCCAACUGUUCGUCGAGAUCCAAUUUGACGCCCUUACACGUUCUCAUGUUCACCGCCAGCGAGAAUAUUUCCCUGUCGCGUGAGGAAGAAAAAACCGGCGCCUUUACCUUCAUACGUCAGCUGCUCGUAAUUCUGCUCCAACACGGCCUUGAUCCUAACGUCAGGUUCAGCCAGCGAACACAACACAUCCUGCUCUCCCUAAUGGACAUGGUACAAAAUGCUCGCACCUCCACCGACCUGGACCACGUGUACGACCUGACCACCACUCUCCUCCAGUACGGCGCCAACCCUAACAUCAACAUAUCCACCACCGAGCCCAUGAUUUGUCACUCGCAGUCUUCAGUCUUCCUCAAGAAGUCGUCCAAUCAGGUCUUAUACUACUACGUUCAGUUGUUGAUCAGGAAGGAGGAACUUUUGAUCGACCCUGAUCAGCGUUUCGCCCGUCUCCUCCACCUCUACUACCUAGCGAUGGACCACAAGGAACUACACCAGUGCCUCAAGAUACUCUACACCCAGACGUCGCUCGUGCCCAUGAAGCGGCCGUUAACCCAGGUCUUAAGGGAGCUGUACACAAAACCUCGGACCUUAAAGCAGAUUUGCCGAGUGAUUAUAUACGACUCCCUUGGCCGACGAUCUGCCCAGAACGUAAACAAACUUCCACUGCCGGGGAUGUUAAAGGAUUACAUUCUCAACUUCGAUCCUUAGAGCU
Messenger RNA from Homarus americanus (American lobster), 2281 nucleotides. RefSeq names its product ankyrin-3-like. Gene Ontology annotation, biological process: intracellular signal transduction. Lineage: Eukaryota; Metazoa; Arthropoda; Malacostraca; Decapoda; Nephropidae. Gene Ontology annotation, molecular function: protein binding. The transcript is spliced from 12 exons. Bases 265 to 2277 code for a protein of 670 amino acids. The record is from RefSeq and is a predicted model, not a curated record.